AUGGAUCCCGAGUCGUGGACGACGCUGGUCAAAAAGGCCUUCCUCGCGGGUCAAGAGCUCUGCAAAGAGCGGAAAAAUCCGCAGCUCGAUCCUGCGCAUGUCUUUGACGCGAUGCUUCGCGACAAGCAGAGCUUUGCGACUCAAGUCCUCACGCAGUCGACUGGCGACUUUGCGCAGUGCCAGGAGGAAGUCCACAAACUCGUGCUCAAGUUCCCUCAGCAAACGCCGCCGCCCGACUUCCCUUCGCCCAACCACGCCAUGAUGAGCGUCCUCAGACAGGCGCAGGACUUCCAGAAACAAAUGAACGACACACACAUGUCAAUUGACAGUUUGUUUCUCGCGCUGGUGGCGGACAAGACGCUGAAACGCGCGGUGACUGAAGCCGGCUUCACGUUGAAGCAGCUCGAGGAGAAGGCGAAGGCGGUGCGCGGCUCGCGCGCGGUGAGUUCUGCGGAGGACGACGCGACGUUUGACGCGCUGAAAAAGUACGGCGUGGACUUCACCGACCUCGCAGAGAAGGGCAAACUGGAUCCAGUCAUCGGGCGCGAGGACGAGAUUCGGCGCGUGAUUCGCAUCCUCUGCAGACGCACCAAAAACAAUCCGGUGCUCAUCGGCGAGCCCGGCGUCGGCAAAAGCGCCGUCGUCGAGGGUCUGGCGCGACGCAUCGUCGAGAAGGACGUCCCCAGCAGUCUCCACUGCCGCCUCAUCUCCCUCGACGUCGGCGCGCUCAUCUCCGGCGCCAAGUACCGCGGCGAGUUCGAAGAGCGCCUCAAAGCCGUCCUCCAGGAAGUCCGUGACGCCGAGGGAAAAGUCAUCCUUUUCAUCGACGAGAUCCACACCAUCCUCGGCGCCGGCAAAACCGACGGCGCCCUAGACGCCGCCAACCUCCUCAAACCCAUGCUCGCGAGAGGCGAGCUUCGGUGCAUCGGCGCAACGACCUUGGACGAGUACCGAAAGUACGUGGAGAAGGACGCGGCGUUUGAGCGGCGCUUUCAGCAAGUCCACGUCCACGAGCCCUCCGUCCAAGCGACGAUUUCAAUUCUCCGAGGCCUGAAGGACCGAUACGCAACUCACCACGGCGUCCGCAUCCUUGACACCGCGCUCGUCGAGGCGGCGCAGCUCGCGGACCGAUACAUCACGACGCGCUUUCUACCGGACAAGGCGAUCGACUUGAUGGAUGAAGCUUGUGCAAUUGCGCGCGUUCAAGUCGACAGCAAACCGGAGGCACUUGACGUUCUCGAGCGGCAAAAAGUUCAGCUCGAGAUUGAGGUUUUGGCGCUGGAGAAGGAGCGCGAUCCUGCGUCGCAGAAGCGCUUGGCGGAGGUGAAGCAGCAUCUGGCGACGAUUGAAGACGACCUGCGCCCUCUGUACCUUCAGUACACUCAGGAGAAGUCCCGCAUCGACGAGCUAGGCAAGUUGGCGCAGAAGCAAGACGAGCUGAAGGCCAAAAUCGAGCGCGCGCAGCGCAUGGGCGACCUCGAUCUCGUCGCGGAGCUCAAGUACGAUGCGCUCCCCGGCGUCGAGGCGCGUUUCAAGAAGCUGCAGCAGGAACAGGAAGAAUACGAGCGCACGCACAAGCCUCUGCUCACAGAGGUUGUGGGGCCUGAGCAGAUCGCCGACGUCGUUCACCGCUGGACAAACAUUCCAGUUCACAAGCUCACGCAGAGCGAGACCGAUAGACUGCUGUCCCUGCGCGAGACGCUCGCCGAGCAGGUCAUUGGUCAGUCGCAGGCCGUCGAGGCGGUCACGCAGGCGAUUCUGCGCUCCGCCGCGGGCCUCUCCAAGCGCAACAAACCGAUCGGUAGCUUCCUCUUCCUGGGCCCCACGGGCGUCGGCAAGACUGAGCUCUGCAAGCGCGUCGCGGAGUCGCUGUUCGACACGAAAGACCGACUCGUGCGGCUCGACAUGAGCGAGUACAUGGAGCAGCACUCUGUCUCGCGGCUGAUUGGCGCGCCGCCGGGUUACGUAGGGCACGACGAGGGCGGGCAGCUGACGGAGGAAAUCCGCCGAAACCCCUACAGCGUCGUCCUCUUCGAUGAAGUCGAGAAGGCCCACGCGCAGGUCUGGAACGUGCUACUGCAGGUGCUGGACGACGGGCGGCUCACGGACAGCCAGGGCCGCACGGUCGACUUCUCGAAUACAAUCCUCAUCUUGACUUCGAAUCUCGGCGCCACGUACCUUCUCGAGGCCGCGCAGCGCGCCGGCACAGAUGAGCACGCAGCGGCGGAGGCCGCGGCGAAGGAGAUGGUCAUGAUGGAGGUGCGCAAGUUCUUCCGCCCCGAGAUGCUCAAUCGCCUUGACGACAUUGUGCUGUUCAAGGCCCUCACGAACCUGAAUCUGCGGCAGGUGAUGAGCCUGCAGAUGCAAGACGUGCGCGAGCGCCUGGCGGAAAAGCGAAUUGACCUCGUGACUACCGACCGUGCAUGUGAUCACGUUGUCCACGAGGCGUUCGAUCCGGCAUAUGGGGCGCGGCCGCUGAAGCGAUUCAUUGAGAGACACAUCGUCUCGGAGCUCUCCCUGAAGCUGCUCAAAGGCGAAGUUGUCGCCGAUUCGCGCGUCGUCUGCGACUGGGAUCCUGAGGCGCGCAAGUGGCUUUGGACCACGACGGUCGUCGCGCCUCCGACCGGAGCCCAAAGCACCCGAAAGGGCCCCGGUCUCGCCGCAGACGCAGACAUGGAUGACGGCAGCUUGACGCCUGAUUCGAGAACGCUUUCCAUAGGCAGUCGAACUGAGAGCUACACGAACCGCUCCUCCGCAAUGCACACUACGAACGCCAAGAAAUUCCGAUACUAA
Messenger RNA from Besnoitia besnoiti, 2793 nucleotides. Its product is annotated as putative heat shock protein. Gene Ontology annotation, cellular component: cytoplasm. The coding region runs from base 1 to 2793 and encodes 930 amino acids. Gene Ontology annotation, molecular function: ATP binding; ATP hydrolysis activity. Lineage: Eukaryota; Apicomplexa; Conoidasida; Eucoccidiorida; Sarcocystidae. The record is from RefSeq and is a predicted model, not a curated record. The transcript has 11 exons. Gene Ontology annotation, biological process: cellular response to heat.